UCCGACACUUCAACCACCAAGACCUCAACCUCAAUCUCUCAAUUAUCAAAGACUUUCCAGGUACUAAGUUUCGCAAUUCAAGGCACUGACGGAAUCAUGUUCGCCAUCCAGCCACAGCAACACCCCGAAACCAAGGAAAACAGCGCCGCAGAUACUUGCACGCCAAAUAUCCUCCCUUGCAAAGUCCACUACGAUGGCCCUGUGAAAUCACUCAAGCGAUACUGGACCCCCAGUGCAGACGAAAAAGAUACAAAUCUCCAAACUGCCUACUUCCGAGGCCGUAAAUUGCGAGGCCGCCGCGUCGCUAUCCCAGAGGGAUACGAAGGGGUUGUAGUCACGCAAACAGAUCGCGUCAUGCCGACUCCACGAAAAGACGUGGCCAUUGUGGAUGAGGACGCCGAACCAGAAGAACCUGUGGAGAUUCUAGAGAGGCAGGCUACUUUCGGGGAUUAUAUAGUCUGGGGACAUGAAACGAUUCCAGCUGCGGAUGACCCCUUCGUAAAAGGGGUCGAAGAGUGGGUGAGAUUUGCAGAAGCGAUGCACUCCCAACAUGGUCAAGAAAAGUAGUUCUCUACUUGAGUGGAUAACUCAUUCAUAUUGACGACUUCAAAUCCACGCGGCUAUAGAUGACAUCGAGCGCGGUGCGCGAUCAAGUCAGCUUCCGGUGUGGACGCGCUUCGAUAUAGCCAGCUAAUUCCCAGCCCUGGGGCCCCUGGAAACACAAGGCCGUCCACAGCGCAAGACAUGAUACCGACGAGAAAGCCUUCAAGAAACAGUGAUGAGCGCUGGCACCUAGUUCGCGGUACUCGGGCUUAUUUCCGAUUGCCAUCUGUCAGACUGCUAUCGACGGUAACUAGGCACAUAUUCUAUGUAGACUAAAGCAAAUCAAUCCUACUCCC
Molecule: messenger RNA, 899 nt
Organism: Aspergillus ochraceoroseus IBT 24754
Lineage: Eukaryota; Fungi; Ascomycota; Eurotiomycetes; Eurotiales; Aspergillaceae
Product: ribonuclease H2 subunit C
Exons: 4
Coding region: 97-567 (156 amino acids)
Biological process (GO): RNA catabolic process
Cellular component (GO): ribonuclease H2 complex
Source: RefSeq, a predicted model, not a curated record